Molecule: messenger RNA, 530 nt
Organism: Pollicipes pollicipes
Lineage: Eukaryota; Metazoa; Arthropoda; Thecostraca; Pollicipedomorpha; Pollicipedidae
Product: B-cell receptor CD22-like
Exons: 4
Source: RefSeq, a predicted model, not a curated record
GGUGUGCCAGGCGUACGGCUCGCGGCCGCCGGCUAACCUCUCCUGGUGGAUGGACGGCGCCGCGCUGGACGGCGGUCGGACGGAGUCCGGACUGGGCAACAUCACCAGCAGCACGCUGCCCUUCAAGCCGCGCCCCACCGACAACGGCAGGGAGAUCACGUGCAGGGCGGAGAACAGCUUAGUCUCCGGCGGUACGAUCGAGGAUAAGAGGCUGCUCAACGUCAGGUAUGCGCCGAUCGUGGCCGUGAGACUCGGCUACGCUCUGGACCCGGACGACAUCAAGGAGGGUGCCGACGUCUACUUCGAGUGCCUGAUCCGGGCCAACCCGGCCGUCUACAGCGUCGUCUGGUCACACGACGAGAGGCCGGUGCGGCCGAGCCCGCGCGCCGGCGUCAGCGACAUGGUCAGCAUCAACGAGCGCCGCCUGGUGAUCCGCAACCUGAGCCGCCGCUCGGCCGGCGCGUACCGGUGCCGGGCGGCCAACCCGGAGGGCGAGGCUGCUGGCCGGCCCGUCCACCUCAGCGUCAAGU